AUGAAGGUCGAUCCGGGCACAUACGAUAGGAAAGCACUGAAAGGAUUUCGUAAUCCUCACCGAUACGUCUCCGUAGCUAUGGUCACUUCAGGGCACAGUUUCGGGAGUAGAAAGGAAAUUAUAACGAUGCAUUCCAUGAUUGACACCCUCGUACUCUACACCUUAGAGAUCGGUUCGCUGACCAGAAUACUGGUAACCGUGACCCCCACGCGUUUAGGCUUAACUCUCGCUAUGAUCUUCGUCGGGCACACUCAUCAGCACUAG
Psilocybe cubensis is the source of this 264-nucleotide messenger RNA. RefSeq lists its product as uncharacterized. The record is from RefSeq and is a predicted model, not a curated record. The coding region runs from base 1 to 264 and encodes 87 amino acids. Lineage: Eukaryota; Fungi; Basidiomycota; Agaricomycetes; Agaricales; Agrocybaceae. The transcript is spliced from 7 exons.